ACGACGAGGGACGGGACGGCUUCCUUGUAGAGACAUCGCCGCGCCGCCGUCUACAGCCUACAGCCUGAUCCGCCAUCCAUGGCGCUGCGUGCCCUGAUGGCGAGGAUGCGGACUUCCGCCCCUGCGCUCCGCCUCCAGACGCCGGCCCUCGGCAUCUCCCCUCUGCCCGGCGGCCGCCCCAACUUCCACUCCGCCGCCGCCCCCCGCCUCUCCCCGCCGGCCGGCGGCCGUCCCUGCCUCAUCUCCACCAGGAACCUGCGCACAAGAAUUAACUUGGAAUCAGCUAGCAAAGAGGAGCUCGAACGUGAGGCAACCUUCUUAAGGGAACAGAUCAAUGAGUUUGUGGACCGUAUUCAGAAGGAGAAGGAGAGGUCUGAUCUAAUCAAGAAGGAUCUUUGGGCUUCUCUGAAGCGUAUGGCCUGUUGUGCUGCUGUGGUGAAAGUCAUAACGCUUUUCAUUCCUUAUAAACUAGCGGAAGAAGAUGAGGUGAUGGAUAUGAACUAGCAGAACAAGCUGAGGUGAUGAACUAGUAGAACAAGCUGAGACGUCAUGUCAUCAGCUAGCUGUGAGCUCUUAACGAGUAGUAGGUUAUAUUAGGGAACUCAUGUAUUAAUAUGCCUAUCAGUCAUGCAUCAGUACUUCAGUAUAUUAUAGAACUCCGAGCUGUUUGUAUGGGUGUUCGUCUUUUAUCAGCUAGUUGUGAGUUAUGAACGAGUAGUAGGUUAUGUUAGGGAACUCAUGUAUUGAUAUGUGUGUCGCGAGCUAUAUUUGUUUGAGGAACUGACAAUGCUUUUAAGAAGGGAGCAAUGUAGAAAAGUUGAUA
Molecule: messenger RNA, 823 nt
Organism: Triticum dicoccoides
Lineage: Eukaryota; Viridiplantae; Streptophyta; Magnoliopsida; Poales; Poaceae
Exons: 3
Coding region: 79-504 (141 amino acids)
Source: RefSeq, a predicted model, not a curated record